Messenger RNA from Nannospalax galili (Upper Galilee mountains blind mole rat), 607 nucleotides. RefSeq names its product polycomb group RING finger protein 5. The record is from RefSeq and is a predicted model, not a curated record. Gene Ontology annotation, cellular component: PRC1 complex. NCBI's taxonomy places the organism in Eukaryota, Metazoa, Chordata, Mammalia, Rodentia, Spalacidae. Gene Ontology annotation, biological process: regulation of transcription by RNA polymerase II.
UCAUACCCUAUGGUAUUGCAGUAUCGACCAAGAAUUGAUUUCGGGUAGACCAAGGGGCCUAGAUUUGACUGAAAUGAAUCCUGCACUAUUUGUUUACUCGUCGACAGAUUGCACAGUGAACGGUGUGUGGAACUAGAGGGACACAAUCUGAUUUUCAGCAUGCACAUAAGGCCAUUGUCUGUCUCUAAAUUGUCAGUUGCGUUCAUGUUGUUUCUAUUAGAAGCAAUCCAAGUGCCAUUCUGCUACUGAACCAUCUGUGUAAGGUACUUAACGCUGUCUCACAAUGUGCAGGUCACAGCUGAAAUCAGUGAGGUGUGCAGCCGUGACUCUGCUUUCUCAAUAUUUUGCUUGCCUGUUCCAAGAUUGUUCUAAUGUUUAAUCACACUAGUAAAACGGCUCAAUCUUUGUGGUGUUUCAGUUUUCACAUACUUAACUAUUUUAUUAAUUCUUGUUUAGAGUACUGUACAAGAACCUAAUAUAAUUAUAUCUUGAAAUUAUUUUGUAUGAAAAUAUAUUUAGAAAAGUGGUUUCCCAGCCACUGUCCUAUUCUUGGUAAGCUUUUAUGUAAAAAAGAAUAAACAAAAAAACCAAAAACAUUCCCAGCUCA